Messenger RNA from Saccostrea echinata, 894 nucleotides. RefSeq lists its product as uncharacterized. Lineage: Eukaryota; Metazoa; Mollusca; Bivalvia; Ostreida; Ostreidae. The record is from RefSeq and is a predicted model, not a curated record. Bases 67 to 549 code for a protein of 160 amino acids. The transcript is spliced from 2 exons. Gene Ontology annotation, molecular function: acyltransferase activity, transferring groups other than amino-acyl groups.
AAUGCGCUUUUACGAUUUUAACCGAGUAAUCCCGAGCAAAGACGAAGAUUCAUAGAUGGCGGGAAAAUGACGUAUUCAGGUAAAGUAACAUUGAAGGAAGAACCACGAAUUCGCUCUCGACCAAAAUUCAGACAACUUUCACGUGAAGUUAGUGGAGAAGUUUUUGACAUCCCAGAAGAACACAAAGUCAUUUUUGCAUACGAAACUUUACACGGAAGAACAACUCUUAUUGGUAGUAUAUGCUUCAAAAUAGCUGACACUAGUUUAGAGGAACCUGAUGCAACGUUUGACUCCGAUUUUUACCACGUUGUAGCUUUUUUGUUUGUGAAAGGAGACUUCCAAGGCCAGGGCGUUGGCAGACGACUCUUGGACAAAGCGAUGACGUCCAUGUUGGACGUCAUCAAACGACCUGUCCGCGUACAAAGCGCAGAAAGAGCUGUUGCAUUUUUUGAGAAAAUGGGAUUUGUUCAGGUUCAGCCUCCCACAGAAAGCAUAUCUGGGCCCCGCUUGUUUAGAUUUCUUUACAACAUGGAGAAAAACUUGAAAUGAAGGCGAUGUUUUUACAGAUGGAGUGAGAAGUACUACUUUCCAUCCCAGAAGUAUACCUGUGUUACCUUACCGACCUCUAGUUAGCGUCCGUUGUUGAUGAUCUGAACAUGAUCCAGUCGAAAUUGUUCUCAUUUAAAUGCGAAGAAAUUGAGAACGCAGAAAUUUCCAGACAAGAUGCACAUAACAGCAUUCCGCACAGAGACAGAGCCAUCGGGUUAGUUUUUGCAGUAGACACACAAAAGACUAUCACAUGAAUUCAUUGGAUAAUCUUGUUAUGUGCAGCUGAUUUUAGCACUGGAAAUUGUUUUAUGCAUGUAAUAUGUAUUAUAAUUCAAUAAUUAAUCA